Messenger RNA from Eublepharis macularius, 11611 nucleotides. It is a transcript of the gene SETBP1, whose product is annotated as SET binding protein 1. The transcript is spliced from 5 exons. Gene Ontology annotation, molecular function: DNA binding. The record is from RefSeq and is a predicted model, not a curated record. NCBI's taxonomy places the organism in Eukaryota, Metazoa, Chordata, Lepidosauria, Squamata, Eublepharidae. Bases 450 to 5126 code for a protein of 1558 amino acids.
GCCGCCCUCCCUCCCUCCUCCCUCCCGCCUCCCCGGUCCUCUGCCCCCCUCCCCGCCUUCUCUGACAGUUCCCCACCGCCAUGGCUUUCCUGCACCAAGAGCCGCGGCGGGAGCAGCAGCGGCGGCAGCCGGAGCAGCGAGACCUCGGGGGGCUCGGGCGAGGCACCCCCGCCGGGAUCUGAGCCCCUUCCAGACCCCCCCCGCCGCGCCGCGCCGCGCCCGAUCGCCCUCUCCCCGCCUCGCACCCGCGCUCGCAAGAGAAAGGAGACACGCGUCGGAGAGGCACGUUUGGCUGCGCGCGAGAAGAUAUGGUUGCAGAUCUGAACGCUUCUGAGCUCCUCGCAGCGGUUGGACAGUUUGGACUGUAAACCUUUCUGAAAGUUACCAUUCAAUUUUUGGGAGUCUCCCUGUUUCUCUCCACUUUCCCCUUUCCCCCGUAUAAAACUUCCAUGGACCGUGGGAUUGCCAUGGAGCCAAGGGAGAAUUCAAGCACUGUCCGGCAAAGGGGAGGAGAGACGGAUUUCCUGACAUCGGCCGCUGCUUCCGCAAAGGCCCCUCCUGCUUCUGGCUGCUCUGGGGAGGCCAUGCUGCCAACUUCUGGCUCUACAAAAGGCAUGCCCGUGAGCAGCAACCGUAUGGAGCCCGAGGAAGAGGACGAGUUGUGUUCUGGGAGAGAUGUGGAUUCCACUUCCAAUGCGGACAGCGAGAAAUGGGUGGCUGGAGAUGGCCUGGAGGAACAGGAGUUUUCCAUCAAGGAGGCUAACUUCACCGAAGGGAGUCUUAAAUUGAAAAUCCAGACUACAAAGAGAGCCAAGAAGCCCCCCAAGAACCUGGAGAACUAUAUAUGCCCCCCGGAGAUCAAAAUCACCAUUAAACAGUCCGGGGAGCAAAAACUUUCCAGAGCUGGGAAAAAUAGCAAAGCAGCGAAAGAGGAGGACAGAGCACACUCCAAAAAGAAGGUUUAUGACCGGCUGCAAAAGCAUUCUGGUGUGCACUACAAUCCAGAGCACCAGCAGGAUUUCACCAGUGACACCUUAAAAUCAAGGCACCAGCAAAAAAGCAACAACCAGCACCAUCUCGACUGGUCAACGAGCUCGGAAUCUUGUUCCGCUUCCCAGACCUGCUUCCUUGACCCAGAGCCAAAUCGAGAAACCAACAGCUCCACCAAGAUCCCUGCAUCGGAGCCCACUGUGUCUUUCAAUAAAUCUCAGUCUAAGAAAUCUAACGCCAGCAACACAUGGGGUCAGUUGGCCACAAGUAAUAACAAAGACCAUACUGUGUGCAACUCAGUCUCUGGAUCCAGUGCUCUUGGUGUAACUUCCCAAUCAAAUAAUUCAUCUGAUUGCAAUGGUUUUUUGCCACUGUUGAGCCAAGAGGGAGGGGGACAAAUGGAAGCUCCUGAUCCAUCCAUUGGCAGCACAAAGAAGAAAUCCAGUAAAAAAGAGUUAAUCAACCAAGCCAUCCAACACACAGAGAUAGAAUGGGUCAAGAAUUCUCAGAAAUCCUUUGAGGCCAAAACUCAUGACAGCAUGGAAGGAAAAAAGGAAUCCUGCGCAACCAAACCAUCACCCUCUAGGCAAACCCCAAACUCUGCCAACAGUUCCGAAAGCGAUUCUAGCCGUGUGCGAAUUACUAUACCAAUCAAGACUCCGACAGUGGAGCCAGCUGGCCACAAAAGGAAGAAACGGCAGUCCGCAAAAACUGUUGUUGACAAGAACGUCCCAGAGAAAAGCCCGUCUUCUGGACACCCUGUGAGCAAUGACGUAGGCAGCAGGACGAACUCACAAGCAGAGAUAUGCAAGAAAGAUGUGCGAGUCACGAAGCAAGGGAAGGUUACUGAAAGUGAGCCUCCAUUAGUGCCAGUGGACAAUAAUGAGAUCACUCAUAAAUCCCCCGCUAACAAUGCCACCAGGCUCCGAAAGUCCACAGCUAUGACAACGGCUUCAAUGAGUCUUGACACUCUCGCACCCAGCAAGCAGCCAGAGGUUCAGCAUCCAAAGCUUGCAGCCAAACGAAGAUGGACUUGCAACAAACCUAAAAACAUGCUCCGGGAACCAACCCUGGGCCCCUCUGAGAAACUGAUGGUAGAACCUCCAUCAGCCUAUCCCAUAACGCCAUCUAGUCCUCUGUAUACCAAUACAGACAGUCUUACUGUGAUUACUCCCAUCAAGAAGAAGAGGGGGCGACCAAAGAAACAACCUUUGCUCACUGUCGAAACCAUCCACGAAGGAACGUCCACCAGCCCGGUCAGUCCCAUCAACCGAGAAUUUCCUGGUACGAAAAAAAGGAAGAGGAGACGAAACUUGGCCAAAUUGGCCCAGAUGGCUCCAGGAGAAGAUAAAUCCCUCAACGAGCUGAAAUUUCACAAAAAGGUUGGCAAGCUCGGUGUGUUGGAUAAGAAGACCAUUAAGACCAUCAACAAAAUGAAGACCCUCAAGAGGAAGAACCUUUUGAGCCAGAUCUUAUCCUGCUCUAGCAACAUAGCUUUGAAAAUGAAAGCUCAGCCACCAGCUAGUACGGGGGCUCCGACCAUCGAUGCCCGACUUGGGAAGCAAAUCAAUGUGAGCAAGAGAGGGACGAUCUAUAUCGGCAAGAAAAGGGGAAGAAAGCCACGGUCUGAGUUGCAGCCCCCAUUGGAAGAACCGAAGACAGCCAUCAAACAUUUGAGGCCUGUUUCCAGCCAGCCAGAAAACCCAGCAGUGCCUUCCCACUUGCAUUCACUUGUCGCGCCAUCACCAGCAGCUGUUCAUCCGCUUUCAACUCAGUUAGUGGGGUCUAACGGCAACCUUAGCCCUGCCAGCACUGAAACCAAUUUUUCCGAAUUGAAAACUAUGCCAAAUCUACAGCCUAUCAGCGCUCUUCCCACAAAAACUCAGAAAGGAAUACAUAGUGGGACUUGGAAAUUGUCCCCACCCAGGCUAAUGGCAAAUUCUCCUUCCCACCUUUGCGAUAUAGGUUCCCUGAAGGAAGUCACGCUCUCCCCAGUGAGCGAAUCCCACAGUGAGGAAACCAUACCUAGCGAUAGUGGGAUUGGGACGGACAACAACAGUACUUCGGAUCAAGCGGAGAAGACCUCCGAGUCUCGCAGAAGGUACUCGUUUGAUUUCUGCAGCCUGGACAAUCCAGAGGCGAUUCCGUCGGACACCAGCACUAAGAAUAGACAUGGCCACCGGCAGAAGCAUAUAAUGGUUGAUAACUUUCUUUCUCAUGAGACGAUGAAGAAACCAAAGCACAAGCGGAAGAGGAAAAAUCUGCAGAACAGAGACGACCUCCAGUUUCUCGCAGACCUGGAAGAACUCAUCAGCAAGUUCCAAGUGUUCCGGAUUUCCCACAGGAGCUACACGUUUUAUCACGAGAAUCCAUAUCCCAGCAUUUUCAGGAUUAACUUUGAUCAUUAUUACCCUGUGCCAUAUAUCCAGUAUGACCCAUUGCUGUAUCUUCGCAGGACCUCCGAUAUGAAGUCUAAGAAGAAGCGUGGUAGACCUGCCAAAACCAAUGACACCAUGACAAAGGUGCCUUUCUUACAAGGGUUUGGUUACCCUAUUCCCAGCGGGAGUUACUAUGCACCCUAUGGAAUGCCUUACACAUCUAUGCCUAUGAUGAACCUUGGUUACUAUGGUCAGUACCCAGCUCCUUUGUACUUGUCCCACACACUCGGAGCAGCUUCUCCAUUUAUGAGGCCCACUGUGCCCCCUCCCCAAUUCCACACAAGCUCUCACAUGAAGAUGCCCAAUACUGCCAAGCAUAAAGUGAAGCACGGAGUUCAUCUGCAGACCCCUGUCGGGAUGGGCCUCGGGGACGUUCAUUCAUCACUGUCCUCUCCAAAGGUUGCGGGGACAAGCAUGCCCAGUGGCCGGCUUCACAAAAGGAAACACAAGCAUAAGCACAAACACAAGGACGAGCGGAUAUUGGGGACUCACGAUGACCUGAGCAGCCUCUUUGCUAGCAAGUCCACCGGCUUCUCCAGCCAUUCAGUUAGCGAAAGAUUAAGCGUCUCAGAUAAAGACCUCUCUCUGCUGACCGAGAAGAGCAAGCAUAAAGAGAAGCAGAAGCACCAGCAUAGCGAAACAGGGCACAAAAUUUCCAAGAGCAGCUUCGAAGUGGACACCUUGUCUACGUUGUCGCUCUCGGACACCCAGCAGUGGGUGCCGAGCAAGGAUAAGAGCGAUACGGGCAAUGACCCCAUUGACUCUUGCAUGAAGAGGUACUCUGGGAAUGCGGAGAGCAGUGCCAGGUCUGAGUCUCUGGACAUGUUCGGUGAAAUCAGUUCGUUGAGCGAAAAACGAGACGGUGAUGGAAGCGGGAGCAAAAGGAGGAGUUUUGAAGGAUUCGGAACCUACAGGGAGAAGGACCUUCAGACCUUCAGAACGAGUAGGAGGGACAGAAGUUCGUAUGAUUCUUCAGCUGCUCCAGGAAUUGCCAGUUCCCACCUAAAAGUGGACCAGAUUUCUCUUCAUCAUAAAAACGAAGGUUCGGCUUCUGCUGUGAUGAUGACCCGCCGAAAACCACCAGCUCUCGACGGCGUUUCAAUGACCUCGACUCCAGUAUUAUCUCACCUACCAUCAACAGCAGCAUCCUCGGAAGCAGCCAUCUCGCCGUUAAAGAAACGUUUCAAGCGCCGCGAAAUCGAAGCAAUCCAGUGCGAGGUGCGCAAGAUGUGCAACUACACCAAGAUUCUCUCCACCAAGAAGAACUUGGAUCACGUGAACAAAAUCCUGAAAGCCAAGCGGCUGCAGAGACAAUCAAAGACAGGCAAUAACUUUGUCAAAAAGAGGAGAGGGCGUCCCCGCAAGCAGCCUCUCUCUUUUGAUGAAGACUCCAGAGACCAAAUGCCCGUUUUGGAGAAAUGCGUCGACCUUCCUUGCAAACGAGGUCAAAGAUUCACGCUGAACCCUUUAAUAUUGGAACAAGCAGCCAGUCAAGAUACAAUCACGGCCACCAUUGAGGCCGUAAUACAUAUGGCCCGAGAGACAACGCAGCCUCCCCCUCCUCCUCCACCACCUCCACGGACAGCUAGAGUUGGAAAAAGGAAAAACAAAUCACAGCAUGCCGAGGAGGAGGAGGAUGAAGUGAAGGUGAAGCGGCACCGGAAAACUAGAGGAAGCGAAAGCGAAAGCCUUCCUUAGUUGCAGAUGUGGCCAAUCAUUGGACAGCGCCAGAUGGUUAGUGCCCUGGGACCACGGCCCGAGCGCAGAAUUCGGCAGGUCUGCUCGUCACCUUCCACAGCAUCAGACUUGCUCUGCAUUUCAGUAGCACAGCAGCCAUUAAGAGUUAAGAUAGGAAUGACCAGUAAUAAUUACAAUAAUGACAAAUCUUUGGCAUUAGCUCUUAAGUUGGUAAUGGGAGAGGGUGCGGAGAGAGGGUUUUUUUCCCCCCCGAAAAACUAUCUAUCGACUUUGCAGAGUUUCUGAUCCAAAUUGGUGUUGUGGUACUUGUGUCUUCAAGGAGAAGGGGGUUCACUCAAAGUCACUAGAGAUUCUUACACAGCGGGGACUGACAAUAGCCUUAUGAGAAUUGUCAACGUCAUUCUAAACAGAGGGCCUUGUCUCUUUAACAGAUGAGAUUGCAAAGGAUAAAGGGACAGGGACAGCUUAUCCGAAUGAUGCAGUACCAUGCUAGGAAAAGUCACGUUCAUUGAAAGUUCUCCCUACCGCAUUGAUUUUAAAGACACAAGAACCUCCGCCAGUAAAAACGUUGGCAGUCCUCAGAAUGGAAAUUACAAUUGAACGUUUGCUUUUCAACAACGAAAAGAGAGAGUGUAUAAAUCCCUCAGCUGUGCUCCUGGUUUUAAUCUGCUUUGACAAUGUUUGACUUUUAUUUUAUAGGGGCGUUUUAGAAACAUUUGCCAGGUUAAGGGCAACUGGAUCCCAAAAGGUCUGAACUAGUUUGGAAUCUUACCAUUUUCCUCCUUUGCCUCAAUAAAUUUGAUGCAAAUAAGCAAAUGGUGAGUGCAGUAGGCAACACUACCAAAACUCUGCUUUACUAAGGAAACAGCACUCUCCUAGAAAGCCACAGAAAUAGCUUAAUAUUUCACAUCAAAAGCAAAAGCCAAUCUUUCACUGACAUAUAAAGCCUUCCAACACAGUGACUUGGCAUUCCCAUUGGUGAUAUUAGCAAGGGUUUACCAAUGCCUGCAAAAAAAAAAUUCCAAAAAGGCCAAGUCAGUAGGAAACUCGGGUGCAAAAAUAUUUGCAGGAUUGGAUCCAAGCAGUGUAGCAAUGCCUUGACUUCUUUAUUUAAAUAAAGACAACAGCAAACACAGUUAAAAGAAUAAUCCACACAGAAAAUGAAAACAGAAUAAAGCAAAAUGAUGUCAUAUCUUGGCAAGUAUUUAAAUUAAGAUAACAGAAUAAGUGUUCUUAUCUAAAAUAAUAAUAAUAAUAAUCAAGACGUUCAAAGGGUAUCACCACUGCGGUUGUAUUCAUGCCACUUUGGACAAUUUUUUUCCAAGAUGUGGUUGCCUUAAUAAACUGAAAAAGUAAUUUUUUUCUUUUGUAUAUAAUGUAAUUAUAAAAAAGAAGGAAAUCAGUCUGCAUGGACACAAACUGUGUGUGACAAAUUGUCUUUUUUAAAUCGUCAGUUUCAAUUGUCCAGUUCAAAUUCAAAGUGUACUUUUAGCCACCAGUAUUUUUUUAAGCUUGGAUAUAUAUAUCUGUAUCUGAAGCAUUUCCUUAGCCAAAACAAGAAUAAUAGGUAGUAGUAUUAUUUUGACUGAAGCUUAAACGAUUUAACAGAAAUGCAAAGAUUUUAAAAGAAUGUAUUACUACAUUGCAGUAAUAAUACUUUCUUUCAAAGUGAAUCUCAAAUCACUUGUUGUAAUUUAAAACAGGUACUAAACAGAUUUCUUUCCUUUGCUCGAUUAAUUUAUUCCAAGUUUCCUUGCAUUGAUGCAUAAGGAGGGCGUGAUUUAGUCAUUUGAAAAUCUGCUCUGAUAAAAAUUCCCAUUAUUGAUACAAUCUGCAGAGCAUUACAAAAAACAAACCUAACCCUACACCUUCAUUCUCACGUAUUUCUUUCCUGUGACUGAUUUCCAAGUUAAAUAAAUUGUACAGCACAUUGGGCCAUGCAGAAUCCCAAACUAAAAACCAAAUCCAUGUAAUACCUUUUAUUACGACCGACCAAAUUGACCCAAAACAUCGAGCAAGCUUUCGAGCUCUCCAGAACUCUUCAUCAGGCUGGACGUUACAAAAUUUAAAAAGAGAGAAGGGUAGAAAGCAGAUUUUUUUUUCAGACCACGAUAUUAUGGUCUCAUCUUGCUUGCGUCAUUUGAGGAAUGCAAUUUGGCAAUUAGCUUAGCUUUAUUGCUGGCGUGGAGUCUCCUUACAGCAUGUUCUCUGGGAAGCAGGAUAUGGUCAAUGUUGUUCACUCUUUGUUCUCAGAAAACACCCCAAGAAAAAUCCUCCCAAGUUGCCGUUAAGACCAGUCCCUGAUUUGAUGCAUGUGCGCCAGUGUGUGCCCCAACUUCCACCCCGCAAGGGGUGACCCAUUCUCAUCAUUGCUGGGAAAUACUACAUGGACAUCCCCUUUUUACAUAUGUAUUGAAAUUUACCAAAGGAAUAGGCUAGCUUCUGUCCACUGAGCACGCUUAUGCUCACUUUGAAUGCAAUGCCGUGUUACUCAUCUCCCGUCAAAAUGAAUAUAGGAUACACGGGAUAAUUGUGUAGGUAUUUGCUGCUACAGUAGGCUUCUAACCAGUUACAGAUAUCUAAGGGUCAGUUCAGUAUUACCCAUGACAUGGGAGCCACUUUGUGUGAUCUGGUCACAUGUCACUCUGAUAAAAUACAAACCGUGUUGGCUAGGCACAAUGAUAUGACUCUUGAUUCGGCUUGGUCUGCUGCAGAAGAGCAAGAGUCGGGUCCAGUGGCACCUUAAAGACCAUUUAGAUUUCCAGGGUAUGAGCAUUUGAAAGUCAAUGCUCCCUUCACUUUCCAGUCCACAUUGCCCAGUAGGCCCAACCAUCCAUCAUAGAAUCAUAGGGUUGGAAGGUCAAAGAGUCCAUCAUGAGCCUCGCAAAGCUCGUAUUGGUUUGUAGUUCUUGACCUUUGUGGCAUUUAAGUCAUGAGGAACGGCUUUAUCUCCCACUUGCCAUUUUGCACAUGGUAGCUUCCUAAUGCAUUUACUCAAAGGAAAAUGUUUACCUAACUGGUCAUUCAUAGCCAAGCUACGAGUGACUUUUUUCACGUGGAGAACACUUCAUUGUUUUCUCAAGUUUUCCUGGGAACUGAAUUCCGAGUAUCCUUCCCUUUUGCAAAUCGUUCCUCCAGUCACAAGCCUGCUGGACAAGAGGGCUCUCAACGAUCGUUUGGGGGCGGGCAGCUGCUACUUUCUCCCUGGGUGUCCUGCUCCUGGGGAGCUUCACCAACACGGCAGCUUUCUCCAGAGCAGCAGGCUUGUGACUGGAGGAACGAUUUGCAAAAGCUGCUGCUGCCGCUGGUUUUCUCUGGCUCUUCAGGCAGCGAUUCUAAUAGAGAGGGGAAGGACACUCGGACUUCAGUUCCCAGGAAAACUUGAGAAAACAAUCAAGUGUUCUCCACAUGAAAAAAGUCACUUGUAGCUUGGGUCUCAGCCAAGCCGCAUACCAUAACGUAUGGCAAACCUGCCAUGAACUGUGUCUCAUCAAGCAAAGUUGUGCAGUCUAGCAGCCAUGUACUUGUAAAGUGCGUCCUGUUUUCACAGUUCAGGGCAGGAGGGGGAAAAUAGGUUUAUUGAACCCUGAUGGAAUGCCUAUUUGAUAGCAAGCAGACCCGUCCAGCAUCUUUCAGUGUUAUAAUUCUGUGACCUCCACAUGACAAGGCUUUUCAAUGCAACUGUUGAUUGCAACCAAAAGUUAAACAUAAUGCAUGCAACAACAUGCAUGCAUGUGCUUCAAACAUGUAUUGCACAAGAACAGGGAAAUGGGGUUGGCCAGGUAUACAGAAGGAAACAGACAUAAGUUUGCCACUGCAUGAUGUCUGAAAUAACAUCAUUCUUCUAAAACAAAAUAUUCCUCUCUGAGAUUAGACACUACAAAUCUAGCUUUCUCUUCUUUAGCGAUGCACCAAGAGGGCUGUAAACACAUAAAGUAACACUACAGCAACAACCUGGUGCAUACUUGCUGGAUAGUAAGCCCCAUUAAAAACAGUGUGAUUUACUUCUAAGUUAGCAUGCAUUGAAUCAUGCUGCAAAACUCCAAUACCUUUGAACCCCAUUAGAGGUACAUAAAGCUGCCAUAUACCGAGUCAAACAAUUAUAGUGCGAUCCUAUACAGUUAUUCCAAUCUAAGCCCAUUGAUUUCAGUGGGCUUAGACUGGGGUAACUCUGUUUAGGAUUGCACUGUUAGUCUGUCAUGGUCAGAAUUAACCGAUCUCCAGAAUCUCAGCUAGAGAUCUUUCACAUCAGCAAGUAUGUUGACAUGACACCGUGUGCUUUCUCUGCCACUGAGAAACGGCCCUUCUUCUUAGUUUAAUGAAAUCUGAACUUUGUUAGCCCCUAUGAUAAAAGGUCCCAACUUCAGUCUCCAGUAUCUCCAGGUAAAAGGAUUAUGUAGUAGAAUAAUGUGAAAGACCUUCACCUGAGGCCUUGGAGAUCCACUGCCAGUUUGAGAGUCUCUCUACACGAGAGGCCUCAGUGCAUGUUCAUCAAGUGUAGGGAGAUGCAACGUUAGCCAGGAAGGGUAGUUUAAAAAGACAGAGCCAGCAGUGAUCACUCCUCAGAGGGUUUGUUAAUUUCAUCACCUCCCCGAAGGCUCUGUCAAUUUCACCUCUCUAGUCUAAAACUGUGUGGGAUCGCAACCAGAGGGCAGUGAGGAAUUGCAAUGGGCUGGAGCUGCCUUCCAGAACUGGGCUUGGACCUGGAGAGGGUAUAAUGGGCUGAAGUUUCCCUUCUGGCAUUUCAAAGCCGCCUCCCACAGCUCCAGCGUGUAGCAAAACCUUUGCCCUGCCACCAGCUCUGUCUUUUCAAACUACCCUUCCCAGCUCCCAUUGCAUCUCCCAACACUUGUUCUUCAUGUAUCAGAGACUCUUUGGCUAACCAGUAAGACACCACAAUAUUUCACUAAUAGUCUGGCUCAGUAGCUGAUGAGAAAAAUCUCUGAGAUCCCGAAGAGUGACUGCAAGUCUGGGUAGACAAUACUGACCUCGAGGUCUGAUUCAGUAUAGGGCAGCUUCAUACCUAGAGUCUCCACCUGAUCUGUCUGCUGGCCAGAAUUAGUAUCUCUACAUGAGACGUCUCGAUGCGUGUUUGUCAGUUGUUUGGAGACCCAAUAUUAGCCUGGAAGUGUAGUUUAAAAAAACAGAGCCAGUGGAGAUCGCUCCUCAGAGGGUUUAUUAAUUUCAUCUUUGCCUGUCAAUUUCACCUCUCUCCAAUCUACAACUGUGUGGGAUGGCAACCAGACGGUAGUGAGGAAUAGAAAUGGGCUGGAGCUGCCUUCCAGAGCCAGGCUUGGACCUGGAGAGGUCCUAAUAGGCUGAAGUUUCCCUACUGGCAUUUCACAUCCCCCUCCCACAGCUCCAGUGUAUAGCGAAGCCUCUGCCCUGCCACUGGCUCUGUCAUUUUAAACUACCCUUCCCAGCUAACAUUGCAUCUCCCGACACGUGUUCUUCACAUAUCAGAUGUCUCGUGAAAAGAGACUCUGAGUGGCCAGUACUGAUCUGACUUAAUAUAUGGCAGCGGAAGAGAAAGAAUAUUGUGCUUUGAGAUACACUGAAGCCAUUGGCUUCAAGCUGGAUUCGUCCCCCUGCCCCGCCCCUGCCAAGAAUCAUGGUAAGCCACACAAGAUAGAUUUCUGCUUUUCCAUAAAAAAACCUUGCAAAUAAAACAUCCGAUGAGUGAUGCAGCACCACAAUCCACGAUUGGCUGUUUGACCAACAGCUGACACACACUGUAUUGAUUUGUGCUUGAAGGGAAAGAUUAGCAAACUAAAUCACAUGAAGCAAACUGAUGCUGUAAGACGGCAACUGAAAUGUGUCUUUCGCAUGUCAUGUAACCUACCUAUAAAAGCUGCCGACAGAAUAAAAUUAUAAAAGAAUGUAUUACAUGCACAUUGUCAAGAAUUUAAUUUUAAUGGCUCAAGGUAUUAUGCAAGAAUACAAAAAAAAAACCCACCCCUUUCCUCUCUGUCUCUCUCCCUCUUAGAUUUAGUUGAGGAAAUGUUUAAAUUCUCAAAAUAUACUCAUCGGAACCAACUGUAGUUAAAUCAUUAGGUAAACGAGUGGUAAGUAUCUUGUCUUGACUCAAAUCCACGUCAACAACAUAUUGAGAGGCCUCUUCCACACGAUGAACUCCCUUGCUGGAUCAGGGUAGUUGUUUUCUUAGAAUUAAUAUAUUAAUGUACCAGUGGAACGUUAAUAUGUUAUAUAAUCCCUCUAUAUUACAUUGACACCAUGUUUCUUGCAGUUGGUACGGAGAAGGGUGCCGCAGAAACCAAUUGCAACAAAAGCAUCAGAGAAACACACAAAAAUAAACGUUGUAAUGAUUGACCUUCGACAGUUUGCUCUAAAAACUUUUUCACUGCUUGCGUUUUGGACCAUUACAGUAACCAUAGACUUAGAGAUGCUGUGAGCUACAACCUUUCCCACUCUAAAAUUUAAUCAGUUUGGGUAGAACACUUGGGCCGAUUCCAGACGGCCCUCUG